UGUUCAGUCGCUCUUCUCAGACAGUAGCAAACAUUGUUUGGCAGGACAAAUGGACAAUACAAGCUGACAUCCUCUUUUACACAAGAAUGAAGGCUUACUGCUGCAGCUUGCCUCCACACGUCAGAAGCUUUUAAACAAAACGCUGACUGAGUGAAGAUUUAUUCGUCUGAAGAACGAUGAGACUGAUUGCAGCUUUGUCUGAGAAUAUAGUGACAGCCAGCAUGUUACUGAGUGUCAUCUUUCUUCCAGGUGUCUUGGCAGUUUGUAAUAAUGUAAACCCAAGUUUCUCAAUCACCACACCAAACCAGAAUGAGGCACUCAAUGGAUCUUGUCUGCAUGUCCCAUGUAGCUUUAAAGCACUAAGUGGAUUUAAUAUACAUGGAAAUGUUUUUGGAGUGUGGAUUAAAAGUGACAAGAAUAUCUACGAGACCGAACAAGGAGUUAAUAAAUACCCACUAGAAAUUACUGGAGACUUGAAUCAAUACAACUGCACCACCCUGUUUUCUGAUGUAAACACAAAUGUUCAGGGCUUGUACUUCUUAAGACUUUACAACGGUAACCUCAAGGCAACAGCGUGUGCUGAUCCUCUUUCGGUAAACGUCAGAGAUUAUCCUUGGAGUCCCAGCGUCAAUAUCUCUGCUGGUGACCUGAAGGAGCAUCAGUCUGUCACUGUAACCUGCUCAGCUUUCACUCCCUGUCCACAAUCACCUCCUGAACUCACCUGGAAUCUCCAACAAGACUCUCUCAAUCAAACAGAGAAAAACACAGAUGGACCCUUUACAACUAAAAUCCAGGAGACCAUCACUCUGUCAGACACACAUGAUGGAUACAACAUCAGCUGUUCUGCCAGAUAUCCUGUGAUUGGAGGAAACAAGACAGCAGAGACAGAAGUGACUCUCAGUGUUUCAUAUGCUCCUAGAAACACCUCAGCAUCCAUCAGUCCAUCAGGUUUGGUGUCAGCAGGUAGCAGGGUGGAGCUGAGCUGCUCCAGCAGAGCCAAACCUCCACCCAGCUUCACCUGGUUCAGGAACAGCAAAGAUGGAGCCACUAACGUGUCUGUAGGGCAGGUUUACAGCUUCAAUGCCUCUGAGGAAGGAGAGUUUCACUGCGUGGCUUCAAAUGACCUUGGUCAAACCAAUUCAUCUGUGAUCCUCCUUUCGAUUAAAGGGAAUUUAAAGUUUUUAUGUCCACUUCUUGCUUUGAUCGUUUUCCCUGUGCUCAUCUCCCUUCUGAUCUCUGUUUGGUGCUUUAAGUCCAAACGUUCAACUCCACAAAAGACUCAGAGUCAAACUGGUGAAGAGGUUCAUGCUGAAAAAGGAGCCAAUAAACCAGAAGAAGAACUCCAAUAUGUGGAUAUAAACUUCUUUAAGAGGACACCCGAAGCUCCUUCUGACUCAGUGCAGGAAAGCGGACAGCUGGAGACGGUGUACGCACAGGUCAAAGCGCCGGACACAGGAAACAGAAAAUACUCUGUAGAUUGAUGAGAUACACACUUUGGAAAGUGUGUGUCAUGUUACACCUGGCCAUGGUACCAACAAUCAAACAUGGGGGUGGUAGUGUGAGGAUUCGCGGCUGCUAUCUUUCUUUUAAGGAUUUUUUUUUAGCUGUAGUGGCCUUUGUUUUUGAGGGAGGGAGAAAACAUGCAACUACAUUCUAUCAUGUCUUAUACUUAACCAAAAGUCAUGUGUGGUUUGCCCUACAGGCAGAGUGCAGCGUCGUGACAGAAAGAGCAUGAUAAUCCCUCUGAUACGCAUUCGGUAAACGUUUCUCAAUUUUUGAAAGCGGAAAUUCGACAUAAUCCUCCAUUGUUGUGACUCGGACUUAUUUCCACAUUGUACAUCAAAGAGAUCAGCAUUUCCGUGGUAACAGAAUGAUGCGUGCAGCUAACUGGAACUAGCCAGAGCUUUGCUCAUGACAGGCUGCUGCCAAAUCCUGUGUGCAGCGUGGGAGGAGAUUAUUCCCUCCAAUUGUUUUUUUUAACAAAAGGUACUUCCUCAUGUGAAACUGCCGCUGGUAUAGAUCCUGUCUAAGAUCUUAGAUAGAGGAUAAAUGUUGUAAGUAGGUUAUGAAAUUUAAGAGAAAAAGAGGGGAGACGUAGCUGUUGUUUCUAUUAAAGAACUUCAUUGAAGUCAGUUAAUUCAGAUUUAUUUAUUUGUUACUUAUUUUGCAGGUUUCACCAUUUCAGCAUUGUAAAUCUUACAGUAAAUCCUAUUGGCUAGACUUACAGACUGUUUCACCACUGUGUCGUUAUAAUUUUUUCAGGUGUUCAAAUCUCAGAAGGAAUUUUGUUGUUUCCUCACUCAGUAAACCACUGAUUAAAAUUGAAAAUUAUCCAAGUUAAGAUUCUUAUUUUUAUUAAAAUAGAAACACAUUUCCCCCACACUCCAAAAUUCUUAGUUUGUUCAUGUUACUCAGAGGCCUGGAGCUCUGCAGAAGAACAAGUGGGCCAUAAAAAGUAUCUGUAUCUUUAUUAUAUAAGAAAUAUUGGAGAAGGCCCCAUCGCCUCAAACAAACCUAAUAGAAACAAAGAAGGUUUUUACUUGUUGUGUGUCUGCCUCCAUCUGCUGGAUUCUCUCCUUCAUGUCAUAAGUUUAUCAGUUGAUUGCUCUUUGCUCAUCACACAGUGGCUGAUACUGGUUUGUUCUGCAAAAUGAUUUGUGUAAAAGGUUCUUCUUAAAUUUUAGCAGCACCUUUUUAUGUAUUAAAGCUAACAAUCAUUUAAGAUGUAUAAUUUCUUAGUUUCAAGGCUUAAACUUGAGCGUUACCACUAGAGCAUCAUAUUAAAGACAGUACUGUUUUCAUAUUGUAAAUCUGGUAAUCCAUGUUACAUUUCUAUUUCUGUAAUGUAAAUACAUGCUCUCCAAAAACUGUUAGAGUUCUAUGUUCUCAUAAUUAUAUUUUUUUAUGUUUCACCCAUUAUUUAUGUUGAAACAAAGUUCUAGGACAUGGCUGUGUGUUUCUGUAUUUUUUUAAGUUAUUCUCUGUCACUUUCUUGGUAUUUGGAAUACAAAAAAUGUUAAUGAAGUACUCAGGAAUUUUGAUUGUUGCCCCCUUUUGUUUCUUCUCAAGAAAAGAGUUUAAACAAAUUAAAAUUAUGACUUGACAUAAUGUUCUUUACCUGUACCUUUAAAUCUACUCUGAAUUAUCAUCUUUUAUCAAUUUUUCUCCAGAUUAUUUUGUUGGUGACGUUUCACUGCAAACAAUUAAAUUUAGCUCUUUCUUCAUGAACUGUCAGAGGGAAUAUGAGUUCACUUAGAUGGCAGGUAUUCAGUCAAGCCUGAAACCUGGAAAGUUUUAAGACUUAUAGGAGUUUAAAGUGGUACAAGCCUGUUUCGUAAAAGCUUGACGGUUUAGAUAUUAUUUGCAUGCUCCUGUAAGUUUGUCACUUGUCUGUCUGAGAGAAGUGGUCAGAUGUAAAGUCAUGUUGCAGACAAAACGUUGUGAAAAUUUGUGAAAAAGAAGCCAAAAAGGGAAGUUGGUUGUCUGGUUUUGUUAGAUCCUCUUUGUGACGACCACCCUUCAGUUUUCUUGUUUGAAGUCUCUUCAUC
This is a messenger RNA of Xiphophorus maculatus (southern platyfish), 3548 nucleotides long. Its product is annotated as B-cell receptor CD22-like. Bases 177 to 1481 code for a protein of 434 amino acids. Lineage: Eukaryota; Metazoa; Chordata; Actinopteri; Cyprinodontiformes; Poeciliidae. The transcript has 8 exons. The record is from RefSeq and is a predicted model, not a curated record.